Molecule: messenger RNA, 672 nt
Organism: Lactuca sativa (garden lettuce)
Lineage: Eukaryota; Viridiplantae; Streptophyta; Magnoliopsida; Asterales; Asteraceae
Product: putative serine/threonine protein kinase IREH1
Source: RefSeq, a predicted model, not a curated record
AUGAAGACAUCAUAUGAUUGUGAGAACCCUAAGGAACUGGACGACAGGCGCCAAGAGCUCCCCAUGGGUAUCUUGAAACAGCUUCACACCCGAAUGCUCUUCAUACUCACAAGAUGUACAAGGCUCCUGCAGUUCCAUAAAGAAAGCAGAUUGGCUGAAGAUGAACUUGUUCUUCAACUCCGUCAAUCCCUUCAUUCAGCAGAUAAACGUAUUCCUCCAAGACCCUCAAAACCACCAUCAUCAUCAUCAUCAAGAAAAUAUUUCAGUCAGGAACAACACGGGAUGCUGGAACCCAAGAAAGAAAAACCCAUACUUAAAGCUCACCCCUCCAUGUCAUGUAGGACCCACUUUGGUCCUAAAUCUGACCAAGGAAUGACCACAUCAUCUGUUGGCAGCAUGACUCCUUGGUCGCCAUUGAUGACACCAAAAACCAGCCAGAUAGACUUGUUAUUGGCAGGGAAGGGUGCCUAUUCUGAACAUGAUGACCUUCCACAGAUGAAUGAGCUUGCUGAUAUUGCUCGAUGUGCUGGCAAUACGCCAUUGGAUGAUGACCGAUCUUUGUCGUAUCUGCUGAUGUGUCUUGAUGACUUAAGAGUCGUGAUCGACCGGAGAAAGUUUGAUGCCCUGACCGUCGAGACAUUUGGAGCACGCAUAGAGAACCUUAUUCGGUGA